CUCUCACUCUCUCUCUCUCUUUCUCAAGUGUCAUUUUCUCACAUAUACUUCACACAAAAGAAACAACCAUUCACUUCAUACCUUCCCAUUUUUUCUCUUUCUCUCAAUCUCCAAUCUCUGCAACUACUCCCCCGAAAACAAUUUGAUCAAACCCCAGAAAUUUUUUCACCUAAACAAUAGGUCAAAUCCCUUUUGGCUUGAUCACCCAAAACUAUACACCUCUCAUCAACUUCAUCUUCGUAUAUAUAUAAAGACCUAAUCCUUUCGUGGAUAUAUAUAGUUAUUGUUGUACCACACACGAGAACUGCAAAGAGUAGCCAGGAGAAGAAGGAAGACGAAAGGGACUGAUCAGGAACAUAAGCAGAGAGGACUCUCAGUGAUCGUCUGGUGUGUUAAAGAUGGAGCUAUUCCCAGCACAACCAGAUUUAUCCUUACAAAUCAGCCCACCAAAUAGCAAACCCACAUCGACAUGGAGGAGAACAGAAGAAGAUAUGGAUUUAGGUUUCUGGAAAAGAGCUCUCGAUUCACGAAACUCCAUGUCUUCAAUGGCAAAACCGGAUAACUGCUUCGAGCUCUCUUUGUCGAAUCCAAAGGUUUCAGAGUCCAACUCCAACCACUUUCACUUUCUCCAAAACGGUGGCGCCAAUUGCAAUGGUAAUCUUUUCCACGGUUAUCACCAAACCCCGUUCUCUCACCAUCACAACCAACUGCAACAUCCGGUACUGUAUCAACAACCGCAGCAACAACAAGGGCUAGGACAAGAGCUUGGUUUCUUAAAACCCAUAAGGGGAAUUCCCGUCUACCAAAACCCUCCUCCUCCCACUCCUUUCCCAUUUGCUCAACAGCCUUUGGAUUCAUCUUUAGCUUCCUCUCCAUCUUCUUUGGCUAGUAAUAAUACUAUUAACACAAGCUUCAGCCCCUUUCAGUCUCAAGGGUUUAUGAGAUCAAGAUUCAUGUCAAGGUUUCCAGCUAAACGAAGCAUGAGAGCUCCAAGGAUGCGGUGGACUACUACACUUCAUGGUCGCUUUGUUCAUGCUGUUGAGUUAUUGGGUGGUCAUGAAAGAGCUACACCCAAGUCAGUUCUUGAGCUAAUGGAUGUUAAAGAUCUUACCUUAGCACAUGUUAAAUCCCAUCUACAGAUGUAUCGGACGGUGAAGACCACAGACAGAGCAGCUGCAUCUUCAGGACAAUCGGAUGCAUUUGAAAAUGGAUCAUCUGGGGAUACUUCUGAAGAUUUGAUGUUUGACAUUCAAAAUCCAAGAAGAUCAGAGAUAUCAGUUCAGCAGGGAAGAUCAUCAUCAUCAUCAAAUGCUCAUCAAAACAAGGAGUACCAUGGCCUCUGGAGCAAUUCAUCAAGGGAAGCUUGGUUGCAUGGGAAACCAAAGGAUUCUGGUGGAAACUUACCGUCUCUUCAGAAGGAUAUGAAUCCCAAGUGCUUAAGCUAUGAGAGAAUAUCAGAUGUCAGCUCAUCCAGCCUUUCAGGGACAAGCCCCAAGAAACCAAAUUUGGAGUUCACCUUGGGGGUGCCACAUUGAUAUAAUUAAGAUUAUAUAAUAAUUUUUUUUUAUAUCUUUGUGUGUGUACUACUCAUUUUGAAAUGAUUAUAUCUCCGAAGAGAGGAGAAGGGAUAGCUGGUGAAGAGAAUCAGGUACCCGCUCACAAAAAAAUCAGAGAAAAAGGAAAAGAAAAGAAAAGAAAAAGAGAGCUAAUGAAAGACAAGGAGACAAGAAAGAUAGAAAGCAACAAAAGGAGAAGAGGGUGGACAAAAGCACGUCCUUCAUAUCAAGCUGUGAGAUCCAAAUCAAUAUAUUAUAUUCCUACGUAAAUAUGAAAUCUAAUUGAUUUUGUAUGUUCUGCACUUAGGGAGAGAGAGAGAGAGAGAGAGAGAAAAGAAAAGGAAAAGGGAGAAAGAGAGAGUGACCUUUAACUAUCUUAAAGUAUGAAGUGAUCCUUGGUAAUUGUAAUGGAGCACUUUACAUUUAUAAAAUA
This is a messenger RNA of Durio zibethinus, 1989 nucleotides long. Its product is annotated as putative transcription factor KAN2. Gene Ontology annotation, molecular function: transcription cis-regulatory region binding. Lineage: Eukaryota; Viridiplantae; Streptophyta; Magnoliopsida; Malvales; Malvaceae. Gene Ontology annotation, cellular component: nucleus. Gene Ontology annotation, biological process: abaxial cell fate specification; regulation of DNA-templated transcription. The record is from RefSeq and is a predicted model, not a curated record.